Messenger RNA from Neolamprologus brichardi, 1008 nucleotides. Lineage: Eukaryota; Metazoa; Chordata; Actinopteri; Cichliformes; Cichlidae. The record is from RefSeq and is a predicted model, not a curated record.
GUAUGGACACUAGUUUAUCCAGUUUUCAAGAGAGAAGAGAUGGGCCCAUCAGUGAAGGUGCAGCACCUCCUGCCCCUUGCUGCUGUCGUCCUCCUGUACAUUGUUCCCACUGAAACUAAAGUGGUGACAUCAAUAACAGAAUGCCCUGACUUUUUUCUUGACAAAACUCCACCAAACAUUGCAGGAAUUCUGGAAAAAGGGGAAAUCCAGGACCAGAACAGAUACAAACCAAUUUGCCAGACUUUUAAUGACAAAAGAACAUUUAUGACGCUCUACGACACAUUGAACAAGAUUCCACUUUUUUCUGCUGCCAAGUACAGAGGAGGAGGUGAAGGAAGGAGACCUAAACCCAAUUGGAAGAUUGAACCACAGCUUGAACAAUCAGGACACAAUGACAAUAUGAAAAUCCAAGAAAAGCCCAAAAGGGCAAAUGAGAAGAAAAACAAGAACGAGAACAUCAUCUGCAACAACCAGGCUGGCGACCAAGACUACAGAAACAACCCAGAUUUUGACAGAGGACAUUUAUUUCCAAGCUCUUAUGGAUCUGAUCAGAUUGAAAAAAUGUCGACUUUUACUCUGACUAACAUUGUUCCACAACAAAGCGAUUUCAACACAGGAAGCUGGAACAGAAUGGAAAACUGUGUCAAAUGUGUUUUGAAUGAAUACUGCAUUAACAACAAUGACAAAAUAGAAGGCUUUGUAGUAAUAGGAGCACUGCCCAGCAACAGUAAUCUCAACAACAAGAUCAAUAUUCCUUCAGUGCUCUGGUCAGCAUUCUGCUGCUUCAGUAAAAGUCAGAACAGCUGGCUGUACUCUAUCUGUCCCUUCCACCUCAUCUGGCCUUUUCACAUCUACAUCUGCUCUUCUUACAACAACAUCUGCCCCACCUUCUACCACAUCUGUCUCCUUAACUACCACUUCUGUCCUUUUCACAUCUACUUCUGCUCCUCUUACUACAACAUCUGCCCCACCUUCUACCACAUCUGGCCCCUUCACUGCCACAUCUAG